Macrosiphum euphorbiae (potato aphid) is the source of this 615-nucleotide messenger RNA. The record is from the annotation of a GenBank genome assembly. NCBI's taxonomy places the organism in Eukaryota, Metazoa, Arthropoda, Insecta, Hemiptera, Aphididae.
AUGAAGAGAUUAACAGCUAAACUAGUAUUCAUGGGAUCUCAGGGUGUUGGUAAAUCAAGUAUAAUCACAAGAUACAUAAAAGGAGACUUCAAAAAGGAAUGUGAAGCAACAAUUGGUGCUUCAUUUAUGUAUGCUAAAGUUACAUUACGGGACUAUCAAAUUACUUUAAAAGUUUGGGAUACAGCUGGACAAGAGCGGUUUCGUAGCUUAGUACCAAUGUAUUACAGAAAUUCAGAUGCAGUCGCUAUUAUUUUUGAUGUAUCAGACAGAGACUCAUUUAAUCAAGUUAAAAAUUGGAUUAAUGAAGUAAGAAAAAAUACAGACACGCCUGUGGUUUAUUAUGUUGUUGGUAACAAAACUGAUCUAUUAGAUACACGAGUAAUAAUGUAUGAAGAAGCUGAAGAAUUCGCUAAUUCAGUGAAUGCUCAUUAUUGGGAAACUAGUGUAUACUCAAACACAGGUAUUCAAGACUUAUUCACAAAUAUUGGUCGAAACCUUAUAGAAAUAGUAGAAAGUUCAAAACCACCAGUGCAUUUAAAACUUGAAAUUGAUCCAGAAGAAGUUCCUAACAAUGAAAGGAUAAAUAAUUCUAAGAUACAAUGUUGUACCAAUUGA